AUGGAAGCUGGGAUUUUGGUGUCUUCCCCGACCUCUUCCUCGCCUCUAUCUACUCCCAUUCCCUCUGUGAUUCUAACCCAAGACGAGUUGAAGAAAAUCGCAGCCUACAAAGCCGUGGAGUAUGUCGAGUCCGGCAUGGUCCUCGGCCUUGGCACCGGCUCCACCGCUAAGCACGCCGUGGACCGAAUCGGCGAGCUUUUGCACCAGGGAAAGCUCCAGAACAUCGUCGGAAUACCCACUUCUAAGAAGACCCAUGAACAAGCUUUGUCCGUGGGAAUUCCAUUGUCGGACCUCGAUUCGCACCCUGUUCUUGAUCUCGCGAUCGACGGCGCCGAUGAGGUCGAUCCCCACCUCAAUUUGGUCAAAGGCCGAGGUGGGUCGCUAUUGAGGGAGAAGAUGGUUGAAGGUGCUUGUAGGAAAUUUGUGGUUAUCGUUGAUGAGUCCAAGCUUGUUAAGCAUUUGGGGGGCAGUGGGCUCGCUAUGCCGGUUGAGAUUGUGCCCUUUUGCUGGAAAUUCACGGCCAAAAGGCUGCAAGACUUGUUUGAGGACGCGGGUUGUGUUGGAAAGCUCAGGACUUUUGGUGAAAAUGGCGAGCCUUUUGUGACAGACAAUGGGAAUUACAUUGUGGACUUGUAUUUCAAGAAAGAUAUUGGGGAUUUGAAGGCAGCCAGUGACGCAAUUUUGCAGCUUGCUGGAGUUGUUGAGCAUGGAAUGUUCCUGGACAUGGCAACCACUGUGAUUGUCGCAAGCGAGCUUGGUAUCACGGUGAAGAAUAAGUAG
Prunus armeniaca (apricot) is the source of this 780-nucleotide messenger RNA. NCBI's taxonomy places the organism in Eukaryota, Viridiplantae, Streptophyta, Magnoliopsida, Rosales, Rosaceae. The record is from the annotation of a GenBank genome assembly.